GAUUGUUCCACUCAGAACCCAAGGGAAUAAUAGUAAACACAAUUAGCACACUCAGAUUACUCAGCACUAUAGUUGUAUUGAACCCAUCCGCUGUAAAAAAGGAUCGUGUGUGUGGAGUCUAUAAUCUUCAUCCUUGAAAAUGCUUUCCUCAUUCUUUCAUAGAUUACUAGUUUCGCAAUUUCUUAUACUGCACUAAAGGGUAUCGGAGAGACGUCACAGAAGUCGUGGCGCUAUUUUGAAGUCACUGGGUGUUCGUGCACGUACUAAUCAUUCUAAAGUCAAUAGUUACUUUCCAGGAUCAAGAGUUAUGUCUACGGGUGAAGAUGGUCACUUGGUGGAGAAUAUUUGUAAACAAUUCAGAGGUGGACGUACUAAAUGGCGUGGUCGUAGAGGCGGUGGAGAGGGCAUAAACGGAAGACACCAAAACGGUCGACCAGAUGAGGCGCUUGAUAUUGGGGAUAUCCCAUCAAAUGGGGGUGUUCGUGCACGUACUAAUCAUUCUAAAGUCAAUAGUUACUUUCCAGGAUCAAGAGUUAUGUCUACGGGUGAAGAUGGUCACUUGGUGGAGAAUAUUUGUAAACAAUUCAGAGGUGGACGUACUAAAUGGCGUGGUCGUAGAGGCGGUGGAGAGGGCAUAAACGGAAGACACCAAAACGGUCGACCAGAUGAGGCGCUUGAUAUUGGGGAUAUCCCAUCAAAUGGGCUUAUUCAGCAACAAGGUGAACAUCAGCCAAGCGGUAGAGGUGGAAGAGGCGAACGUCGACGUCGUCAAGUUUUUAGUGGUGAAGGUGCUUGUGAUGGUGAGGGUGACAUUGGUACAAGUCGCGGUGGAGCUAGUGUUAUGAUUUAUUGCAGUACGCCAACAAGAAGGAGAGCUGGGAAAUAUAUGAUAUCAUCAUCAUCAUCAGCAGCAGCAGCAGCCAGGUGGGCAGAUCGAAGUGGUUUCUAUCGAUCUCAUGAUUUCCCAUACCAUCAUCAAUACUACCCCAACUACUUCCAGUACUAUCCACAAAUUUUUGUACCUAUUUAUUUAAUUCCUAUCGGUCUGUUUUAUAGUGGUGAUUAUCGUUACUGCUAUCGUAACUAUUAUAACGUACGUGAACAAUUCCCAAAAUCAUCACACAAUCAUUAUCCGCUUGGUUUUUAUAAUACACAAGAACAACAAGGUGGAUAUUAUGGUGAUCGAUAUCAGUACGGUGGAGUUUAUUGUGAUAAUCAAAAUUAUGGUGAUAUAUCAUCAGAUUGUAAAGAAAAUUAUGAUCCUACGAGUAAUAACCAAGUGGAAAUUGAUUUAUCAUCGUCUCUGAAGCAUAUCCAUGUCAAUGAGGACACGACUACUCCUCCCCCUCCUACUACUACUACUACUACUACUACUAAUAAUAAUAAUAAUAAUAAUAAUAUCAACAAUGACGAUAACAACAACAAGAACAACAACAACGAUUACUACUACUACUAUUGCCAAUAUAGAUCAUCAAAAAGGUCUUGAUGUGACAUAAUUGUGCCUACAAGGUCAGUAAACUAUCGUUAGACUUGUAGUAGCGUCUACUUGUAGUUCUUUCAAAAUAUUUCAACCAGUGAUCAACGAUGCAUCGUUUUUGUUGCAUUUCAUUUCAUUGCUCAUCGACACAUACACAUAAGAUACAGACGUCAAGGUUUCUUGUUGUGUUAUAUUUUCUUUUGGCGAGGUAUUUUCAUUUCUGAUAUUAAAACAUUUAUUAUUACUACUAUUAUUAUUAUUCCUAUUUUGUUUAAUAAGAGUUUGUUUUUGUCUAUUCAUUUUUUGUUAAUAUCGUUGAAAUGGUUCACCAGACAAUUCAUCAAUCAUGUGUUUCUCUUUCUACGUAAGAAGACUUUUUGUCAAUAACGACGAAAAUCCGAACACUGGAUACACGAUAGAUUUUGUAUUCCGGUAGUUAUCAUGAGUUCUGUAAAUCUUGUUGACAGGGCACUAAACCGAGUGAGUGAUGUGUAUCACUCGUACGUACAAUUGUGUUUAUUUACAUAUUCGUUAUUGACAUUGAUAUUUUUGUACACCUUGUUCUUUUUCUGACAAUCUUCAUGGAGAAAAAAUUGCGUUCACGUUUUGGAAUUCUCUUGUGUUCUUCUGUUCUGUUCCAUUUGCAUCGAUGUUUCUCAAUGGUAUGGGAAGUUUGGGUUUGGGUCCUCGCCGACGCACUCUUAAAUCUGACUGAAUGAGUUGUAAGCCGAAGAAAGAGGGAAGGUUGGAUGAUAGGAGUAUAGCUUGAAUUCCUAUUUCCCGUUGAAGGUGGAAGACAUGAAAAGACUAG
This is a messenger RNA of Trichobilharzia regenti, 2288 nucleotides long. Lineage: Eukaryota; Metazoa; Platyhelminthes; Trematoda; Strigeidida; Schistosomatidae. The record is from the annotation of a GenBank genome assembly.